This is a messenger RNA of Gasterosteus aculeatus aculeatus (three-spined stickleback), 2964 nucleotides long. RefSeq lists its product as uncharacterized. The record is from RefSeq and is a predicted model, not a curated record. Lineage: Eukaryota; Metazoa; Chordata; Actinopteri; Perciformes; Gasterosteidae.
CAGAUACGCACAAGCACCGGAAGUAGCUUUAGUCCGCAACCCAUUCAAGCAAUUCCGUCAAUUGAGAGAAAACAAACUCUGCUGAAGUUCAUACAAUAUAUCCAGUAAAUAUAAACACGCGAUUUCGCUUGUGUUUGGCAAGAUAAAACUACGCGAAUCGCUAACAAACGUUAGCUAAAAUCUGACUCCCUGUAACGUGCUUAGCUAUCAGCUAGCGUUAGCUUCGUUGCUAUGUUACGAUCGUUAUGAUUCAGAUUUGAUAAACUACGCGAUUUCUAGAGGAUACAACGCUACAACUAACCGUAAAUCAUCUAACAAUGGACCAUUUCGAAACACCAUACGUGGAGGAGUCUACAUUUAUUUUAUGCAGGGUCUGUGAUAAAUCCAUAAGGGGUGAAACCUUGUACAAGAUACACCUGACCACACCAGGACACAGAAAGAAAGAGGAUGUCCUUGUUGCUUCGGGGCAUCCAGUCAGACUUCCCCGCAUUCCGGAAUUUGAGGACAUAUUACAAUAUCUGGAUUACAUGAAGCUUGAUGAGCCCAUCAUUGGUUUGAACUAUUUGGACGAGCUGCCUUGUAAUGACUCACAGACGGGCCCCAAAUACACGUGUAGGCUUUGUCAUCAGACGGCAAACCUGCUGGAGAUGGUCCAUCAUGUGAUCGGACGAAAACACCGGCAGAAAUAUGUGGAACUGAAACGGCCCGACUUGGUGACGUGGAAUAAACAAUCCUUAAUAACCCACGGGGGAAAGACCGUACGAGCCAGAGCGGAGAUAAUCGAGAGGCAGGAUGGACGAGGAACUCCAGUGGUCAUGUCGGGAAAAGGGAUGGAGGCCCAAUUGAACACGUCAAGAGUUCCCCCCAGGCAGACGCUGAAUAGGGAUCAGAACUUUUUACAGAAUCCGAUCCGGCGAGGUCGGCCGCCACUCCGGGACGAGUACUCUCCCCCAGGGAGGGGUCACCCGGGCACAGCCCCAUUCGGCCAAGAAGACGCGUACAUGUCGCCCAGGGACAGUUCGAUGUACCAACAGGGGGAACUGCAGGGGGCAGAUCGCGGGGGGCGCCUCACCGACAGACAGGGGUACAUGGAGCCAGAUGAUCGUACGGAGUACCAAGAGGAAUAUUUUGACGGUUCACAAAGGAGAGCCACACCGGAGCCGUGCGGGGAUCCCAGGUACGAUCCAAGGCAGGAGAUUUACCCAGACGAGGCUCCUCCUGUCACAGCGCUCCACCCGGAGAGAGAUCCACUGAAGGAGUUCUACACUGCCGAAGUCAGGAGACGCGGGCGCGCUGGUCCCGAGUACCCGGCCUCGCAGCCGGUGCACCCAGAAGGCGACGGGCGGCGUUCUCUGGACGGGGAAUCCGGAAGACCCCGAAGCAUGAAUGGGGCCGGCAGGCAGGGAUCGAGCGAACCCGAGGCAAAGAGGAGGAGCUUUCCUACAUCCAUGGAGAGGGACCAGACGACUGACGGCCAUUUGUUUAAUUUCGUCAGAGAAUAUCGUCACGAAAUGAGGGAACUGUAUCGGGAGGAGCCGGCCGGGAACCCGAGGCAGAGCCGAGCAGGAAGCCUCACCUCCCAGAGACAGGUGGAAGCUAGCCGGGCCCUGUCGGACAUUCCAGAGCCGUUCAGGCGUUUCCUAAAAGGCGCCGCUAAUGAUGAGGGAUACGGUAAAAGAAAAAGAAAGAGCCGCUUCUCUGAUGCCACUGCAGAGGAGGCAGAAACCACAAUGGAGAUGUUCCGCGAGUACGGAUUUCCAGAUCCGACACCUGGCAGACGUCCUGCACCAGUCUAUGGAACUCAACACCCUGACCGCUACAGAGAACCGCAGAGCUCGCAUCGUGCUGAAAGCCACCUAAGAGAAGACUCUGAGUCAACGGGUGUCUUUGACAUGCUGAAAAACAUUGAAAUUGAAAAUGCAGAAGAGGCCGACUUCCUGAAUAACAAACUUUGCGACCUUCUGAAGGAAUUCAAGAACAAAAAAUCUGAGAAUGCUUUGCAAAAUAGCCACGGCCGAGUAGCCGUCUCCACAAACUGCAACAGCUUUGACCCGGAGCUGUCCCCAAAACAUCAGUUUGACACAACCCACAGAGAAGAUUCAGACCGCAGACGACCAGAAGAACUCUACUUUAGAGAAGAGCAGGGAGGAAGAGGCCGGCGACCGCAUGAGCAAACACCUGAGGGGCAGCUUGAUGAAUACCACCAUCCUGUACGCAGGGUGCCUGUACAGUCCAACAGAAGACAUUAUGAGGAGGUUUUUGGGUUGCCCAGCAUGCAACAUGCCAGCUAUCCGGAUGAGCCAGCACGUUAUCCUGAAAGAUUUGAAGAACCGAGGCACCCUCUAGACUUCUCACAUGCUCCCGAGGAGUUUAUGGACUCCCAAACCUCUGCACCUCCGCUCCGCAUGGAACGAGGACACAGGAUGGACAGGGGCCUUCGGUACUCCAACAACCUGGACAAAAUCACCUCCACCCUCCUGGAGCUUGUCACAAGGAAAUAAUUUACCUACAAGUUCUGUCUGCAUAUACCUCCAUAGAUAUGAUGAAACUGGUUUGCAGACAAAUGUUAUCAAACUUUCCUCUUCCCUGCAGUUGGAUUUUUUUUAGCGUUACAUUUGGUUCUUAAACAUUAAAAAUAUUUGUCUACUGCAGCUGUCUCUGUUCUCUACCUAUAACCGUUAUCACCAGCAGCAUGUAAUAAUGCCCAUUGUGAUAGUAUUCCAUACAGUUAUUUUGAUUAAAUUCAACUCUGAAAUACAAGUUUGGUUCAGUUAAAGUUAGUCAAUGUCAUGCAGACAUUUGUGAAUUUUUUGUUCCAAUGUUAGUUUAAUAAAAAUUGUAUUAUGGGGGGAAAUCAGUCACAGCAGUUCUACUUGUUAUUACCAGAAAUCUUCAUGUUUUAUUGUAUACUUGUUACACAUACAUGGUGUAAUUGGACUGUCACUAAACUAGUUGAUGUAAAAA